CUGACGAAUUAGUCAGAAAAUGGCGUCGUCAGCCAAGUUUCUGGAAGAAGCUCUCAGUACAGAUGUAGACGAAUCGGCGGUAAGUGCUAUUGUUGGGUCAUUAGAAAAUCAGCUUGGGACCCCUUCACCUAGUGUUUCUUGUCAACAAGUAUCGUCGAACGCGUUGAAUCAAAAUCAUUUGCAAAGUGGCGUAUCGAACGCGAACCCAGCGUCCCUUCAAAACCAUGGAACCACUAACGGUCGAUCAGAUAAUACCAUGAGUAUAACGUUGAAUUCGGAGCCAAACAAAGAUAUCACUAGCGGCGGCGGUCACCAGCAGAUCGGUAAUAUCACACAAACUGUUUCAAAUUCUAACGUACAAGGCGUACCACCUAGUUCUAGUUUUAUCAACCAAAUACCAACUGUAGUGCAAUCCAGUACGGCGAAUAUUGUCAAAACACAAGAUGGGAUAAAAACUGUUUACGCCUCGAAUCAGUCCGCCACUAACGUAGUCGGUGCUACUAGGGUUACAUAUCCGCUGCAAAAUGUCAACUCGUUACCGAAUGGAAAUCUGAAUGUUGCGUCAUUACCAGCGAAUAGUGUUUUGAAUGUAUCCAGCGCCAAUUUACAAGGAACCGCCGUUAUCAUAAAAUCGAACGCCUGUAAUAACGUACAAUCGUCUACCGUACCCUCACAAAUGACUACCGCAAUUUCCUUAUCCGGCUCUCAGCUCAAUACGACGGCCGUCACGCUGGCCCGAACGACUGCCGGAGGUGCUCCAACCAUCGUCAGUAGCACGCCUCAAACUAUUUUAUCGAAUGUCCAAGUCGUCAAUUUGAACGCCGUACGUGCUGGAACUCCGACGCAGACGGUGAAUAGACCAAAUGCUCCGCCGAGAUUGAUGAUACCGCAGAUGAUCGGUGCUCGACCAGGACAACCUGGACAAAUCACAAUUCAAGCGUUGCAAGGACUACAAGGUGCUCAAGGUGGUCAUCUAUUACUUAAAACCGAAAAUGGAGCAUAUCAACUGUUACGAGUGGGUCCUCCAACUCCGCAAGGUACUACCGUAGGCCAAAAUGCGACCACAGCUACCAUCCCGCAGAGUUUCAGAAUACAAACCGUUCCAGUUUGCGCAGCUACCAGCGCAACGCCGUCCCCUACCGUGCAAACUGUCACAUCUCAAAAUCAAAUCCAAACCGGAAGUCCUGCUCAACGAAAUAACGACAAUAAUAAAGAAAAGUGUCGUAGAUUUUUAACAAAUUUGCUAGAAUUGUCUAGUAGAGAACCUAAGGCUGUGGAAAAAAAUGUCAGAACUCUUAUUCAAGAGCUUAUAGAUUCUAUGGUUGAACCAGAAGAAUUCUGUGAUCGUUUGGAGAAAUUGUUAAACGCUUCUCCUCAACCAUGUUUAAUAGGCUUUUUAAAAAAAAGUUUACCAUUGUUAAGGGCUGCGAUGAUAGCUAAAGAACUAACCAUCGAAGGUAUUCGAGCACCUGCACCGACGCAAUCUCAAACUACUGUCGUAUUAGCUGCUGCUCCUCCUAACGUCGUUCAAGCUCAAUUACAAAACAAUCAAGUGAGACCGAUUCAAGUCGGAAUGCAACAAGUACGAAUGAUUCCGCAGUCGCCUAUGACCACUACUACUCGACCUCAGCAAGCCAUUCAACAAAGAUUAAUCACUCAACCCGUAGUCAGAGUGGCAACCGCCGGAAACGUUGCUGGUGGCGGAGGCGUUAAAAUUACCACGCAGACGAUACCCACCGUAGCAACAACCGUUCGCAUACCUCAGUUACCCGUCACAUCUGUAGCUCUGAGCGGCAGUAUCGGCGACUCGACCAGUACAACGUCCACAGGGCUGACGCUGGUCUCCUCAGCGAACUCGACUGCCUCCUUAGCCACAGCCACCACCACCGCCAUCAUCGGUCAAAACACAGUCCGCGUUCAAACACCAAUACGGCAUACGAUUGCUAAAAACAUGCCGAUCAAAACAAACGCAGCCGCUAGUCCGACGGUACGCGGCGCAAACGCCAUGUCCAAUUCUUCCUCGGCUCAAAAAACGCAAACUGUGAUCGGUACCAAGAAUAAUUUCAUAUCGAAAUCGCCCAUGCUGUCCGGUAUCGGUAAACAGCAAAUUACCUCCAGUCAGGCCAAAUCCGCCGCUAAGGAUAAAGAAAAGAAAUCCGUAGCUACGGCGGCAGCCGCCGCUGCUGCAGCUGCUACCUCAGUUACCGCGUUGGCUGGCGGUUACGUAGGCGAUGACGAUGUCAACGACGUGGCUGCCAUGGCCGGCGUUAAUUUAGCCGAAGAAACGCAGAGAAUAUUGGGUCCGUCUGAAUUCGUCGGUACGCAGAUUAGGUCGUGUAAAGACGAGACUUUCUUGCAUACGCAUCCUUUGACCAUGAGGAUCAUCGAAAUCGCUGCCAAACACGGAUUAGAUGAACCUACCUCGGACGUUGUAGCGUUAAUUUCACACGCUGCUCAAGAACGUUUGAAAAAUAUUGUAGAGAAAUUAAAUGUGAUAGCUGAACAUAGAGUUGAUUUUAAUAAGGCUGACAAAAAUUACGAAAUUAGUCACGAUAUUCGAGGUCAAUUAAGGUGCUUAGAAGAAUUAGACAAAGUCGAACGUAAACGUCACGAUGAAAUGGAACGAGAGCUAUUGCUAAGGGCUGCCAAAAGCCGAUCGAAAUCCGAAGACCCGGAACAAGUUAAAUUGAAAGCAAAAGCCAAAGAAUUGCAAAGAGCCGAAAUGGAAGAAUUGAGACAACGAGAAGCGAAUCUGACUGCCUUACAAGCUAUCGGUCCUCGAAAGAAAAUUAAACUCGAGGGAACCGAUGGACAAGGAUCUUUCAAUUUCUCCGGUUCUUCUAAUUUGAAUUCGGGCACCAGUAGGUUACCGUUGGCGAAUAGACCGCGCCUGAAACGUGUCACCGUGCGCGACUUUUUAUACGUGAUGGAAAAGGAAAAGCAUAUCAACAGAAGUCCAUUUUUGUAUAAAUCCUAUCUUAAAUGAUAACGCAGGUAGAAUUACGAUUGAGAAAACCAUUUCCGGAGAAAAAUUUAUCCGAUUCGGAUGCUUUUUUUUUUUGAUUUCUAUUUCAAACACAAAUUGCUGUUCAAAAACGUACACGAUCUCAUCACGGAUGAUAAUUUAGGUCUUGUCGGACUUUUCGAACGCGUAGAGAUCCAACGAGGGAGUUGUUUUUUUUUCAUUAUUUCAUUUUGAAUUUUUACUUACGGAUUUGUUUGAGUUUUCUUUUCCGCUGUUUUUUUUCGUGGUAAUUAGUCUUGAUUGAAUUUGGAAUAUCUACGUCUUUUUUUUGUUUUUUUCGAAGUUUCAUUUUUCAAUGUAGGUAAUAAUUUACCUUCAUCAAACAAACGCAAAUACCUCGAUCGACGAGUGCAAUAUGCUAGAAAAUGUGAUCUUUAUUUUUGUGUGUUUUUUUUUUAACUGUACGAGAUUUACGUAAAUGAAACGCGUUAAUACGAUAUUUAAACAUAGAUAGGUUGACAAAAAGGUACAAAAUUAAUUCGCAGGUAGUUUCUAUGAUUUUUUUUUUAAUACACUCGAGCGACUCUAACAAAUAUCGACGCGCGAUCGACAAAGAAAUACUUAAAAGAACACCAGACCGGAUACGAGAAAUAUAAUGGAAAAAAAUAAUCAAUUAUGGAAAAAACAAGGUUUCACAUAUAUGAGUAUGUAAAGUGCCUUAUUUAGUAUUUUUUUUUGUUCUGUAUUCAUUAUUUUUUUAAAAAUUACUCAAUGCAAGGGAUCAUUAUCAGAAUUUAGUAAUAGAAUAAAAAAAAAGUUUCGAUGUUCGAAGAAAUAAUUGCGUUAUUUUAAGUCAUUUUUAUUGUAAUAACCACUUUUUUAAUUUUUUUUGUUCUGUUUGUUUCUUACUGUCGAGCAUUUGUACAUUUAUUUGAUAAGAUUUCAGUUCAAUUUUGUUUCAAAGACGAAUGAUGACGAAUGACGAUUGACGAGGCAUCUACGACGUGUUUCUCGUUGUAAAUGUAUAAUUAUUAACGAUUUAUUUAUGAUGAUUUUUUUUUCUCCUUUCUUGGAUUAUACUUGUUCGUUGUGUUUUUAAUACCGAUUUUUUUUCGGCGAUCGAAACCCGUCUGCGGGGUUUGUUUCACUUACGCGUAUUUAUAUACUUGUACACAAAUUAUUAUUUAUGACAAAAAUUUUAAUUAUUGAGAUUUUUUUAAAAAAUUUGUUCCAUUUUUAUGUACGGUUUUUUUUUCAUGUUCAUUCAUUUUAUUUUGUACGUGAUACGAUUAACGAAAAUUUUGUAAGAUUUUUCCUCCAUCGAGUAUAAAUAUUAUUAUGCUACAUUACAUCCCUACCUACCCCCUUACCUACAGAUAUAUAAUUUUUAGUUGUUUUUAUUUUUACUGGCCAACCUUGGACAAUCAGUUUUCGCGCCCGAAGUGACUCGAUUUUCCAUGUUUUAGUUUUAUACGUAUUUUUUCUCCCCGUUUUAAAUAAAGCUUUGUUUUGUUUCUGUUUUUUGUGCUAAAUUGUGGGUCAUUUGGGUUCAAUUUUCGGGUACGUUGUGGCGACCUUUUUUGCCUUUGCCAGGCGAUGAUCAUGUGUAUGUGUGAGAGAGUCGGAAGUAGUACAAAACGUCGUGUGCAAAAAAAAUUUUGCGUGACUUUGGUUCUUAUUGUUUGCAUGUUUUAAAUGUAUUAUUAUAGUUACUGUUUUGUGUUGGGUUGUAUGUUGAUUGUUGAGUUGGAAAUUUUAGGGGUUUUUACUGAACGAUGAAAGUGGUGUACUUUUGAAACGAGCUUUUUUUUCAUAAUUUUACAAACCGCGUUUUUGGCUUUUGUCAUGGUUUGUUUUUACAGCCUAAUAAUUACUGUCUUUUUUUAAAAAAAAUAAUGCAAUAAGAUGUAUUUUUGUAUAGAAAUGAAAGUUACGUGUGUAUAUAUUAUAGAUAUGGUAUCGUGUAAUUCUUUUUUUUUUUAAGUUUUAAGUUGGGAUUAACUUUGUAGUCAGUACAUUGUUAUGAAUAGAUGAUUGUUGAAUAAAAAUAAAUCGAUUGAAUUGUU
Molecule: messenger RNA, 5031 nt
Organism: Planococcus citri (citrus mealybug)
Lineage: Eukaryota; Metazoa; Arthropoda; Insecta; Hemiptera; Pseudococcidae
Gene: Taf4
Product: TBP-associated factor 4
Exons: 14
Coding region: 20-2986 (988 amino acids)
Biological process (GO): transcription initiation at RNA polymerase II promoter; DNA-templated transcription
Cellular component (GO): transcription factor TFIID complex
Molecular function (GO): protein heterodimerization activity; RNA polymerase II general transcription initiation factor activity; DNA binding
Source: RefSeq, a predicted model, not a curated record